UGGCCCCUCGCCACCGGAUCUGGAGCUGUCCUGUCCCCGGAGGUGUUUCCACCUAAAGAAAAUUGAAUCAUGAUAUCUUAAACCACAGUUAUCCCUCCACCCCAAACCUGAGUGAGCCUUCUACGUUAAUCCCAGAAUGGCAUCAACAGAGAAACAGGAUGGACUUAAGAUUGUGAAAGUGGAGGAAGACCCUAUGUGGGACAGAGAAACCUGCCUCCGAGGGAGCAACUUUUCUGGCCAGGAGGCCUCCCGCCAACUUUUUAGGCAAUUUUGUUACCAAGAGACUCCUGGUCCCCGAGAAGCUCUGAGCCGGCUCCGGGAACUCUGUUACCAGUGGCUGAGGCCAGAGUCUCACACCAAGGAACAGAUCCUGGAGCUGCUGGUGCUAGAACAGUUCCUGAUCAUCCUGCCAGAGGAGCUCCAGGCCUGGGUACGGGAGCACCGUCCGGCGAGUGGGGAGGAAGCGGUAGCUGUGGUUGAAGAUCUGGAGCAAGAUCUUAGUGAGCCAGGAAGCCAGGCCCCAGAUCAUGAACAUGGACAUUCUGAAGUGCUCUCAGAGGAUGUGGAACAUUUGAAGUCCAAGCAGGAAUCAAAAGUCAUCCAGCUUCAGUCCAUGGUCACACAGCUCAAAUAUGUAUCUUUUGGCCUCCACCAUUUUCGAGAAAAAGGGGGUGAAACUAUACCUGAAAACCAAGAGUUGGCAUCAAAGCAAGAAGUCUUAAAAGAAAUGGAACAUUUUGGGAAUAGCAGACUCCAAAGAGAUGUUCCUCUGGAUUCUAAGGACAGAGAAUCUUGUAAACACAAGAGCAGGGUAGAAAAGCAGUGGGGACACCUCACCAGAGAGAGACGUCACAGGUGCAACAAAUGUGGGAAAAGCUUCACUCAGAGUUCAGUCCUCCUUCAGCACCAGAGAAUCCACACUGGGGAGAAGCCGUAUGAAUGUGAAGAAUGUGGGAAAGCCUUCAGCCAGAGGUCAGGCCUGAAUGAGCAUCAGCGGGGCCACACUGGAGAGAAACCGUAUCAAUGUAAGGACUGUGGGAAAGCCUUCAGUGCCACCAAUGGCCUCAUUAGACACAGAAGAAUCCACACAGGAGAAAAACCAUAUGAAUGUGAAGUGUGUGGGAAGGCUUUCCGCCUCAGCUCGUAUCUUGUUCAGCAUCAGAGGAUACACACUGGAGAGAGGCGCUAUCAGUGUAAUGAAUGUGGCAAAGCCUUCAGUCAGAAUGCAGGGCUUUUCCAGCAUCUCCGAAUCCACACUGGUGAGAAACCCUAUCAGUGCAGUCAGUGCAGUAAAAGCUUUAGCAGGCGGACACUCCUUAUAAAACAUCAGAGAAGCCACACUGGAGAGAGACCGUAUGAGUGUGAUGAGUGUGGGAAAGCCUUCAGUCAUCACUGCAACCUUAUUAGGCAUUUUAGAAUCCAUACUAAAGAGAGGCGACACUAUUGCCAUGAAUGUGGAAAGAGUUUUGCUCAGAGUUCAGGCCUGACUAAGCACAGAAGAAUCCAUACUGGAGAGAAACCCUAUGAAUGUGAAGACUGUGGGAAGACCUUCAUUGGGAGCUCUGCCCUUGUCAUUCAUCAGAGAGUGCACACUGGUGAGAAGCCAUAUGAGUGUGAAGAAUGCGGUAAGGUUUUCAGUCACAGCUCAAACCUUAUCAAGCACCAGAGAACUCACACUGGGGAGAAGCCCUAUGAGUGUGAUGACUGCGGGAAAACCUUCAGCCAGAGCUGCAGCCUCCUCGAACAUCACAAAAUCCACACAGGGGAGAAGCCAUACCUGUGCAACAUGUGCGGCAAAGCCUUUAGGAGGAAUUCAAGUCUUCUUGAACAUCAAAAAAUCCACACUGGUGAGAAACCCUAUCAGUGCGAUGCAUGUGGGAAAGGCUUCACCCGAACUUCAUACCUUGUUCAGCAUCAGAGAAGCCAUUACAAGGAGAAGUGCUACCAAUGCAAUGAAUGUGGGAAAGCUUUUAGUUAUUGUUCAGCUCUUAUUCGCCAUCAGAGAACACAUACUGGAGAAAAACCCUACAAAUGUAAUGAAUGUGAAAAAGCCUUCAGUAGGAGCGAAAACCUUAUAAACCAUCAAAGAAUUCAUACCGGAGAUAAACCAUAUAAAUGUGAUCAGUGUGGAAAAGGCUUCAUUGAGGGUCCAUCUCUUACUCAACAUCAAAGGAUUCACACUGGAGAAAAACCCUAUAAAUGUGAUGAAUGUGGGAAAGCCUUCAGUCAGAGGACCCAUCUUGUUCAGCAUCAAAGAAUUCAUACUGGUGAGAAGCCAUAUACCUGUAAUGACUGUGGAAAAGCCUUUAGCCAGAGAGGCCACUUUAUGGAACAUCAGAAAAUUCAUACAGGAGAAAAACCAUUUAAAUGUGAGCAAUGUGAUAAAACCUUCACCAGGAGCACACACCUUACUCAGCAUCAAAAAAUCCAUACUGGGGAGAAAACCUAUAAAUGUAAUGAAUGUGGGAAGGCCUUCAAUGGGCCCUCCACAUUUAUCCGUCAUCAUAUGAUUCAUACUGGUGAGAAACCAUAUGAAUGCAAUGAAUGUGGGAAAGCCUUCAGCCAGCACUCAAACCUCACUCAACAUCAAAAAACACAUACUGGGGAGAAACCCUAUGAUUGUGCAGAAUGUGGAAAAUCUUUUAGUUACUGGUCAUCCCUUGCUCAACAUCUGAAAAUUCAUACUGGGGAAAAACCUUAUAAAUGCAAUGAAUGUGGAAAGGCCUUCAGUUACUGCUCCUCCCUUACUCAACAUCGGAGAAUUCACACCAGAGAAAAGCCCUUUGAAUGCAGUGAAUGUGGAAAGGCUUUUAGUUACCUCUCAAACCUUAAUCAACAUCAGAAAACUCAUACCCAAGAGAAGGCCUAUGAGUGUAAGGAAUGUGGGAAAGCCUUUAUUCGGAGUUCAUCUCUUGCUAAGCAUGAAAGAAUUCAUACUGGAGAGAAACCCUAUCAGUGUCAUGAAUGUGGGAAAACCUUCAGUUAUGGCUCAUCCCUUAUUCAGCAUAGGAAAAUCCAUACUGGAGAAAGACCUUACAAGUGUAAUGAAUGUGGGAGAGCAUUCAACCAGAACAUACACCUUACACAACAUAAAAGAAUUCAUACAGGAGCAAAGCCUUAUGAGUGUACCGAGUGUGGCAAAGCCUUUCGACAUUGUUCAUCUCUUGCUCAACAUCAAAAAACUCACACAGAAGAAAAACCCUACCAGUGUAAUAAAUGUGAAAAAACCUUUAGCCAGAGCUCCCAUCUGACUCAGCAUCAACGAAUUCACACUGGAGAGAAGCCCUAUAAGUGCAAUGAAUGUGACAAAGCCUUUAGCCGGAGCACUCAUCUUACUGAACAUCAGAAUACUCAUACUGGAGAGAAACCUUACAACUGUAAUGAGUGCAGGAAGACUUUCAGCCAGAACACUUAUCUCAUUCAGCAUCAGAGAAUUCAUUCAGGAGAGAAGCCUUUUGGAUGCAAUGAUUGUGGAAAAGCCUUCAGAUACCGUUCUGCUCUCAACAAACAUCAGAGAUUACACCCUGGCAUCUGACUAUUCUAGGAACAUCAUAAAUGUAGGGGAUACAUUUACUUUAGUUUAUCCUUUUUUAAGUACUGAAGAAUGAGAGUGGCUUGAGAAACUGCUUAAAAUAUUUUAACUUUUCACAGUACUAUGGAAUGGAAAGUACAUUGGUUUCAACUAAUCUAAUUACAUUAGUAAGCAACUUUGUGACAUUGGAAAACAACUAUUUUAAGCUUUAGUUUCCUCUGUGAAGGGAAGGAUUUGGAAUAGAUGAUUUUAAAGUUAUUUGGAAUUUUAUAAUCAGUUUUGUAUAUUCACAGCAUAUUCUUAAAUAGGUACUGUACAUCAGCAUUUUGUUGUGUUACAUCUAGAGUGUAUAUGAUUAUGCAUGUUUUGCCAAUAGAUGAGAUUUGUGCUUCAGUAACUUGACUGGGGAGCUAUUAUGCUCCUGUUCUAACAUACUUAAGUUGUUUAGGAAAUUGCUUCCCAAUAAAAAGAAUUAUAA
This is a messenger RNA of Cynocephalus volans (Philippine flying lemur), 4010 nucleotides long. RefSeq names its product zinc finger protein 184. Gene Ontology annotation, molecular function: RNA polymerase II cis-regulatory region sequence-specific DNA binding; DNA-binding transcription repressor activity, RNA polymerase II-specific. Gene Ontology annotation, biological process: negative regulation of transcription by RNA polymerase II. Lineage: Eukaryota; Metazoa; Chordata; Mammalia; Dermoptera; Cynocephalidae. Bases 137 to 3535 code for a protein of 1132 amino acids. Gene Ontology annotation, cellular component: transcription regulator complex; chromatin; nucleoplasm. The transcript has 10 exons. The record is from RefSeq and is a predicted model, not a curated record.